UGAUGGACGCCCAGGAGAGUUUGCUUCCAAACCUGACGCAGAUACGAAUUAUUUAAUCACUGUAUUAGGAGUUGGUACUCAGGAUCAAUCUAACCCAGCAACAAUGUCGUUGACCCGUGCCGUGCCCGAAACGAAAGUCGGCCACAAUGGAAUCCGGUAACCAAUAAGCGUUCUCAUCUGCUUGCGAUCGUCUGCUCGGCGGGUCGGGAUUAGCCGCUUCCACAGCGCAGCUGUCAGCAACUUUACAAUUCAAAAGACACAAUGUCCAAGAAUGAGGAAAAGUAUUGUUUCCUGGUUGAAUGGAAAGACACCAGCACAGACACGCUUAGGAAAUUCAUGCUGUAUUUCUAUCCGAGAGACUCCACAGUGGAAAUGUUCGACACCAGAAGCCGGAAGAUGUUUCUGCGCCGGACCGACUGCGAGGUCUGCAGACUGAGAGACUUCUUUCCGGGGAACUUGGUCUACGUCCUCUCCAGGCACCUCAAGAUUCUGAGUUACGGGGAUUCGCAGACAGAGGCCUUCCUGAGUCCCAAGCACGAGAGAACCGUUGUGUUACUGAAAUCCUCGGGUGUACCCCGAGUAGGUGAAGUUUGGGAACUGCUUCAACGCAACGGGUUCAACAUCUCUAACGCCAUCAUGCUAAAACUUCUCCCAGUUGAGGCUGAAAAGUAUUUUGAGAUAUCUGGUAUUUCAACAACGUCGGUCGACGAAAUAUCUGACAAUGUCAUCUGCCUGGAAGUGAUGGGGGAGAGGGUAGUGGCAAGGUGUAAGAACCUUCUUUCACACGCUCUUGCAGACGACCCAGGCCAUGUGCUCGAUAAACACUGUCUGGUGUCAAGCGACAAGGAAACAGCACGGAAGGAACGGGAGUUUUUCUUCGGCGUGCAGCGAUCUUGCAACACGGCUUUGCUGCAACACACCACUUGCUGCAUCCUGAAGCCACAUGUUUUUAGAGAGGGUCACGUCUACAACAUACUUCAAGCGAUCACACACGCUGGAUUCCAAAUAUCAGCACUGGAAAUGAAGUUACUGGAAUCUGACAAGGCUGAAGAAUUUCUGGAAGUCUACAAGGGAGUAGUUCCCGAUUUCCAGAGCGUCGUGCAGAGCCUAGCAGAUGGUCCGUGCCUCGUGUUGGAGGUCUGCGGCGAACCCCCUUUUCAAACUCCCAUUCGAUUCAAGGAAUUUGUAGGCCCCACGGACCCGUUUUACGCUCGGAAGCUUUACCCCGACACCGUUAGAGGCAAAUUUGGACGAGACAUUCAUCGUAACGCUGUCCACUGCACGGACGUCGCAGACGACGCCAUUGCCGAGAUAAUGUUUUUCUUCGUGUGAAACUCAAUGGACUCGAGGGAAGUCGGUGUCAACACCGUCGUGCGGUUGAGUCUCAGCCGACAUCUGACUGGAUGUACUGUAAUGCGAGCAGUGGCACAGCUGGGGACGACAUCCCGCAAGAACUAAGAAAAUAACAUCCCUCGAAAUCCUCCCCCUCCCCACAUACAGAGUAUAAAUUCUACCGACGUUACCAGUCUC
Messenger RNA from Ornithodoros turicata, 1530 nucleotides. RefSeq names its product nucleoside diphosphate kinase homolog 7-like (gene nmdyn-D7). Bases 262 to 1332 code for a protein of 356 amino acids. The record is from RefSeq and is a predicted model, not a curated record. Gene Ontology annotation, cellular component: centrosome. The transcript has 12 exons. NCBI's taxonomy places the organism in Eukaryota, Metazoa, Arthropoda, Arachnida, Ixodida, Argasidae.